Mercenaria mercenaria is the source of this 3301-nucleotide messenger RNA. RefSeq names its product ubiquitin-conjugating enzyme E2 S-like. The transcript is spliced from 5 exons. NCBI's taxonomy places the organism in Eukaryota, Metazoa, Mollusca, Bivalvia, Venerida, Veneridae. Bases 147 to 755 code for a protein of 202 amino acids. The record is from RefSeq and is a predicted model, not a curated record.
UUUAACAAUACAAAAGAAAUUUGUAACGAGCAAUUUCAUUGGCUGUUAGUUCGAAAAAUUACGUUUUGAAAACACAGAGAACGCUUAAAUUUUUUUCUUGGAAAGACGAUUAUACAUCAAGCUAGUCAUAUAUUUAUAGUCUCAACAUGUCAAUGAGUUCAAAUGUUGAAAAUUUAUCACCCCAAAUUAUCAGACAUAUUGCAAAAGAAGUGGCAGACCUGACUAAAGAUCCGCCUGAAGGCAUCAAAGUUAUUCCAAAUGAAGAAGAUAUUACAGAUAUUCAGGCAACUAUAGAAGGACCAGCUGGCACACCAUAUGCAGGAGGAUUAUUUAGAAUGAAACUAGUGUUGGGUAAAAACUUUCCAUCAGAGCCUCCAAAAGGCUACUUUUUGACAAAAAUAUUCCAUCCAAAUGUGGCCAGUAAUGGUGAAAUUUGUGUUAAUACUUUAAAAAAGGACUGGACUGCAGAUUUGGGAAUAAAACAUCUCUUACUGACUAUAAAAUGUUUACUAAUAGUACCAAACCCAGAGUCAGCAUUGAAUGAGGAAGCUGGGAAAUUACUGCUGGAACAAUAUGAUGACUACACAAAGAGAGCAAAAAUUUACACAGAAAUCCACGCAAAACCACCCAAGUUUUCAGAAGCUGUAUCACAAGAUCCAAUCUCAGAGGGUCCAUUGGCAAAGAAACAUGCAGGAGACAAAAAGUUAAUUAAUAAAAAGAAAAUUGACAAAAAGAAAGUAUUAAAGAGAUUAUGAUCUGAAAUCACCAUUUUGUCAUUUUACCAUCCAAGAAGAAUGUGUGCUUGAUAUUUAACUGAUUUUUUCUUUUAUAAAAAAUACAAAUGUGGAUAUGAGAUUGUGUUGUAGAUAGGUUGGCACCUAUGACCAGAAAAUAUAUUCAAUACUGUGUUUGUUUGUUAUAAUGGGUAGCUUCAGCAGCUGUCCAUUUAAACAACCUUUUUUUAAAAAUGUUCAUGGAUUUUUCCUUAAGAUAUAAUGGGUAAUUAAAUGUUUUUCUUGCAAUUAGAUUUCUUAUUUAAUUUCUAAUGUUUCAUUCACUUGUUUUCACUUACUAAACAUUUUCUUGUUGAAAAAUAUGCAGCAAAAAUAAAGAUCAUAGUCUUUUAAGGAUUCCAGUCAUAUGUGCCAACUUUACAAACUGUAUGAUUUGUGAAUGCUCAUGGUUCAAACUUAUGGCAUUUUGAAUCAUGCCUCAUACACUCAGGAUUUCAUUUAAACUCAUUUUAUCAUUUUAUGUUGUCAUUUCUCUGUUUUCAGUCUAUUUUAAGCAUAUUCUUUGAAAUAGGAUAAUGUUUUGAUUAAAUAAUGUUUCCUAUUUUUAAAAGCAGUUUGGUUGUAUACAUUUUAGCACACAGUGGUAAUAUGCUUAAAAUAAUUUUUUCCAAAAAUAUACGCAGUACGUAUAGAAAGGCAACACUGACUGCAGAGUUUUGCUAUGUAUUCCAUUAUUUUAGGCCUCCCAUAACUUUAACUGACAGUAUUGUAUUUAUAGUUUGUUGCACCCAUUUAGUUUUUGAGUUUCCCAUUUGUUUACCAAACCAGCGUCAACAACAUCGGCACUGACUAGUAUGAGAAAACUUCUGAAUGCAAAAGCAAUGCAAGGUUGUAGCAUGUGCUUAAAUGAAUUUAAUUUUAAAUACUAGUAACCACAUUUUCAACAAUGUUUACAAAACCAUACAUUUGAAAGUUGAAGUUUACAAACCACCAAAAAUAUUGACUGCUGCCCAUUUGUUCUUUAAGUUGAAGAGUAUCUUGGUCAUGUUACAGCUGAAAUGGUGGCAGCAUAUUGCAGACAGUUGUACCCAUUUGAAAUUUCUUUGUAAAACUUCAAUUUGUGUUGCAUGUUUUAUUUUAUGUCUGAUCAAAAGAAACAGGGAUUAAAAUACAUAAAUUUGAAGUUGAACUUUGUAGCAUUUGAACUAAUCAAAUUGUAUCACUCAAAAGUUAUAAUUUUGUGAGGAAAUUUUUCACACUUCUAAGUUCUAAAAGUUACCAGAAGUAAAUUUCAAACUUUGAAGACAAAGCCUUAAUUUUAGACCAAAAUGUGGAGUAGGAUUAGGAUUGUAUGACAACACUAGUCAUAUGAAAUAUAUAGCAAAUAUUGCAACAUUGAAUUUCUCUAUGUACUGAGUAUAGAUUAUUUUAUCUUUCCUGUAGAUUUCAAAGUUGUGAGCAAAACUUUAACAUAAUCAUGUAUUCUGAUGAAUCCAUAGGGGUUAAAGAGUCACUUUUCAAGUACCCACCUUAUACCUGUAAUUAUAGUUGUCUGCUGAUCUGAAUAUUUCAUUACCUGUAUCUAAACUUUAAAUUUGUUCUUGCAGUUUUUACUGUUGUAAUUGUAAAUACUAGUAUUGGGUUAAACCUUCCCCUUCAGGUUAACUUGAAUAAUGGGUUGUGCUAAUUGUAAAAAAAAGAAAAUGAAUUAUGAGUGUUCAAAGCAUCAGUUGUAAAACUAUGAAUGAUUUGUCUGUAUUGGAAAUAUUGUUUGUACAACAACUGAAAUAGCUUUGGUAGAAUUAGGAGCUACAGUGUGUAUACAAAUUGUGCAUGAUAUAUUAUUUAUUAUUGUUUUGUUUUCCCAAUGCUGGUUCAGAAAAGUUAUAUAUGGGAUUUUUUAAUUUAUUGUGUAUAGUAACAUUUUUAUAUUAUUUCAGUAUUUAUCUUUGAUGGUGUUGUUUAACCUGGGUUUUUAUGCAGCAUGUUCUUGUGAUUAUUUGUAUUUUCUCUUCAGCGUCCUUCCUUUCUUAUGUUUAUAAAUUCUAGAAUUACAAAAGUACAAAAAGUGACCUUUACCUUAAUAUCUUUUUACUGGAGAGUCGCCAUAUGACCUAUAAUUGUGUUGGUGCGACACAAUAAACCCAACAAAAAAUGCUAGCACUUAAGUAACUAUACACCUUCCAUUGCCAUUAUUUGUGCUGGGUAAAGUUGGUUUCUUAUGCUUUUAUAAUUUUUAUGUCUGUAUAUGCAUAUAUCUAAAUCCUCAUUUUUAAGUCGAUGCCUGUCUUGAAAAUUAAACAAGGAUAAAUCACAAGGCAGUUACUACAGCACUGCCACACUAUACAUAAUGAGGUAAACAAUAUACAUAAGCACUCUGGUAUAUCGUUUUAACGGUUUCCCUGGCCUUUUCUUUCUGUUGUCUUCCGUUAUAUCUGACAUAAGUUUCAUGUAUGUCUGAUGCUGACAUGUGAUGGUAUAUUUGUGCAAUCAUAGACAGUCUCAUUCUCAGCAUUUUAUCAUGUCAAUCAAAUUAUCAUCAAUAUUAAAAGCUAAUACACUUUUAA